CCUCACAAAUAAUCGCAACAAAUACUCUAAUCAUUACUAAUGUUAAUCAGGCUACGUUUCUAACUGAAAAUCUUGAAAAAUUGAAAAGUCAAUUGGAACAGUAUGGUACUAUUUACAAAUUCGUUCCAACAAAGUCCUUUAAUCGUAUUUUUGUUACUUUCUAUAAAACUACCGAUGCAAAAAAUGCCAAAGAACAAUUUGAUAAGUCAAUGUUUUUAGAAAAAACCAUCCAAGACCAUCCAAAUUCUAUUACCCUUUCUGAUGACCUUGUACAUGCAUUUGCAAAAUUUUAUCCAGAUCCUAAUAAUAAUAUAGAUGAUAUUGCCAGUGGAAAUGAUGAUUUUGAAGAAUUCACAUUAGAUGAUAAGAUCGAGCCAGAAGACGGAGACAUACAAACUCGUGCACCAAUAUUGACUGUUAUACCCAGUGAUGGAGAUGUAGAUUUUAAUACUAACCAUGAAAGUAAUCCUGAUGUUCCUCUUAUUCUUAUUCAAAACUGGGAUGAUUCUCCACCUCCUAGUACAAAAACAAAAAAACCUAAUCUUCAAGUUUAUAAUAAUGGUAAAGCCCAACUUCGUCCAAAUGUUUCCAUUCAUUCGCUCACACCGACUCCUAGACCUCCGUUUCUUUCGACGCAUAUUUAG
Molecule: messenger RNA, 644 nt
Organism: Racocetra fulgida
Lineage: Eukaryota; Fungi; Glomeromycota; Glomeromycetes; Diversisporales; Gigasporaceae
Source: the annotation of a GenBank genome assembly